Messenger RNA from Symbiodinium natans, 2445 nucleotides. NCBI's taxonomy places the organism in Eukaryota, Dinophyceae, Suessiales, Symbiodiniaceae. The record is from the annotation of a GenBank genome assembly.
AUGGCGGUGGCGGCGGAAGAGUCGCCAUUGCUGAAAGCCCAACAAGAUGUAGAGAAGGCGAUGGGCGAAGAUGCGUUCGUGGGCUCCCUCCGCCGACGCGUGCAGCGGCUUUUCGGCGCGGAGCACAACCCAAAGUUUGCGGAGAACGCCGAGCAUGCCUUCCGUGGAGCAUUUGCGCUGGUCUUCUUCGCCAUUCCAAUCAUCAUGCCGCGAGGUGUGUGGGCCUUCCGGGACGAUGUGAUGGAGCUGGGCGUCUAUUCCAGCGGGGUCUGCAUGUUCAUUGUCUUCAAUCUCGGCACCUCCUUCGGUCAGGCCUUCAACAGCUGCAAGUCAGGCUUGCAGGGCACUUUGCUCUCCUCGAUGAUGGGAUGGCUCAUGUACACCCUGUACCCAGAGGGCUAUCAAAGCACCUCCCCCGACUCGGUCUUCUAUGGCGGUGUCUUGGUUGGAGUUCUCUAUGUCACCGUGGUGAUGUACCUCCGGUUUGGCAUCUCUUUGCAGAUGUUUGCCUUGUCCGGCUGGGCCACCACAUGGAUGAACUUUCUGAACGACAAGCACGAAGACACCAUCAUGCCCCCCUGGACUCCCGGAUGGACCAUUCACAAGGACAUUCUGACCCAAGGCUUUAUUUGCACCGGGCUGGGUAUGGUGGCCGUGGUGAUUGCCAGCCUCCUUCCCUACCCGCGUUGGUCCUUGAUGUUCGUCACCGAGAGCCAGCUCGGCGCGAACCUGCAAGUGGUCCAGGUGCUGGAAACAAUGGUGAAGUACUAUUCGCAGGACAAGCCGAAUGUUUACGUCAAGGACCAAGUGAUCCGCAGGAUGACCCGAAUGAGAGAUAUGGUGGAGGAGAACGACACGCUGCUGGCUGCAGCCUGGUGGGAGUGCUGGGGCCUGGGCCGAUCGCAAGUCAAGCGCCGGGUCUUGGCAUCCAUGGAUAAGGUCACGAAGGCGAUAAGUGAUCUGAUCUGGAACGCCUGGCAAGAAUCCAUCUCUGAGGAUGUAGGGGAGAUGGACGCGGAGCUCAUGCGUCUAGUGAGGCCAUCCAUUGAGAAAGUGCUCAAGUCGAUGCAAGUUACCAUGAACUUGCUCGUCAAGGCCGCCUCAGAUGGGAACCUGGAUCCUGCAGAGGUCGUAGCGCUGAAGAAAAGCUUCAAAGACUUGGAAGAGAAGGAUCAGGAGAUGUGCAAGCACUUCACCAAGGUGCGCAAGGAGGUCACGAAAGGGGAGCCGAUGGCAAUCUACAAGGAGGUGCGCGUAGCGCAGGUCCUUCUCUUCAGCGUCAGUCGAGUGGUGGCGCAAACCAUCGAGUUGGCGGACAAGAUCCAGCAGCAGAUGUCGCUGAAGGAUUUGUUGCCGGCUGCACCAGAAUUGGGUGGCUGUUCAGCGCUCUUCGCAAAUCUGUUGGAGAAGGACCAUGUGAUCUUCGCGGCGAGAGGAUUGCUGGCAUACCUUCUGGCCUUCCAGAUAGGUUGGCACGGCUGGAUGGGCGUCGUUCCCAAGCGCGCAGCUGGUAUCGCCGGGACUACGCCGUACCUGCUCACCAUGUAUGUGGGCUCUGCUCUGGUCUCUGAUCUGAACCGGAUGCAGGGCCUCAUGAUCGGGCAGGUCAUGGCCAGAGUGGUCCGUGGCAUGGUAGAUAGUUGCCACUGGGACGACCUGAUCGGGCUUGCGGUGAUCACGUUUACGUGGGUUUUCUUGGGUGUCUUCGUGCGGGAGCAUUCCUCCACGUUCUCCUCCGUUGGCUCCAUGGCAGCGGCUUUCGGGGCCACCACGCUUUUGGCCACGAACUGCAGCAAUCCGGACUUGGAGAAAGAGGCAACUUUUGACCAUCUCGCGAUGAACUGUGUCGCCGUGCUCCUGACCACGGUGGUGAACUUGGCCCUUCCGGCGGACUCGGCCUCCAAGCUAGCCUCUCAGGCCCUGGAUGAGUGUUGGGGUGUGAUACGCAAUGCCAUGGAGGAGCUCUAUGACCCGAAGGUCAAGAUGGUCAAGUUCCAUGCUCCCAAAGCAAGGGCUCUGCUCAAGAAGGCUGAUGCCCUGGGAGACGAGGCUGGCUUCGAGCCCCGCCUGUGGAAGACGCCUUGGCAGUCUGCCCUCUUCGACCGAGUUACGGAGGAGACCAGCAACAUGGUCGCCACGCUCUCUGCUAUUGAGACCUCCAUCGCUGAGGGUGGCGUCGAGGGGGCGCAGAAAUGUGAGCAUGUCCGCUUGCUGACCGAGCGGAGCACUCUCUUCAACAAAGGUGGGAACACCAUCAACAAAAAGCUCGACAUUGUUCGAAGGCUGCUGGGGAUCUUCGCGCACGAGACACAGCAGAAGUUUCCGGUCUUGCAAGAUCCUGAAGUCUUCCACACUUUCCGCGGCGAGGAGCUCUUGGCUGAGCAGGAGUUCAUCAAGCGGCUCGGGCAGAGUUGGGACUCAUCCCAUUGGAGUGAGAAGUCUUGA